This is a messenger RNA of Linum trigynum, 2550 nucleotides long. The record is from the annotation of a GenBank genome assembly. Lineage: Eukaryota; Viridiplantae; Streptophyta; Magnoliopsida; Malpighiales; Linaceae.
CCAAAGAUUGAGUUAGGCGAAAAGAAAAAUCGGAAAAUAGGCGCAUUUCGCAAAACAAAAAAAUGACACAAUUUGACCUCCAACCCGAUACCUUAUAGCGGUCGACCCGACGGAUGCGUGCGACCCGUUUUUCUUAUCGGGUCAGGGUCAAAGUGGGUCAACCCACAGAUCGACUCGCGGGUUGACAACCUUGUGAUUUUCCCACGAAACCCCCUGAUUCUCACUUUCUAAUUCCCUCGCAACUAACGCCUACCCACCCAAUUCCUGGUCAGUUCCUUUUUCCUCUCUCAACCAUACCUUUGUCCCUGAAUUGGUACCCAAACUUCACUUUCUCCACUUAUUAAGACCUAGGAAGUGGACAAGAACUUUGUUAUCUCCAUGUUGGCUCCAAUCAGUAGCGGAGCUAGAAAUCCAAGCGAAAGGAACGAGAAAAAGAUGAGCAAGGCAUUCGAACCCUAGCAGAGCUAGGCACGAGUAAACAAUUCGUAGCAACUAGGUAGGGGGAAACAAAGAAGUUUGAGGAACUUGAAUCCUAGUAAUUAAGUAUGGGGUUCGAACUCUUAUCGGUUGGUUAUACUUAUUGAUUUGUUACAAGUUUGAUGCCUAAUUUUAACCAUAGUUUGAAAGUUGAGAAGAGAAAUGAUCUUCCCUGUGAAAUAGUUCAGCACGUGGUUCCAAAUAUAUUGAUAACGAAAAUGUAAAUUACAAAAAUAUAUGGUUGAAAAUUUAUUCGGAUCUAUAAUUUGAUCGCGUGACAUGAAAGUGGAGAAAUCAUCGUUGCUUGAGACUAGUCAACACACUUUGUAAUAUCAUCAUCUCUCUAAAUAAUGAAAACUCUAUCAUCGGAACGAAAAUAUGGCUACAAGUAUUGAAACCCAAUGCGAGUUUGGAAGUCCUAUGUUCAUGAGGUUGAAUCUCAAUGAAAUAGAUACACAAAACUGCAUUGGUGAGAGAAAUGCAGUCACGGUCUAGCCGGCUAGUAGAAAAGAAAGACGAUUGCUUCAGUUCGGUGCGUUUAAGGAGAGGUUGCUGGCGGACGAUCUGUUCUUGGCGAAAAUCGGGAUUGAGUGCGGCGUCGGCAUCUUCACCAAGGUACAAAAAGGGAAUCGGCGAUCUGUAGCUUUAUUGUCCAAUUGAGAAAGCCCCUUUUUCAUUGCUCUGUUUCUGGUUUCUACUCCCUCCCCUCGUUAUAGUGUCAAAUCGUAAAUCUGGAUUCUGCUUUUUCAUUGUCGUCGCCAAGCUUUUUUUACCCUGUUUGGCCAUUUGGCCAAAGCUUGCAUCUUUUUCAACUGGGAUUUGCUGAUCAUUGGCUGAAAUUGGCCCUCAUUCAUUUCUUAGUUAAUGUUCUGUCAAAAAAUUUUAAACCUUUGUUCAGUUUAACUGUCAAUUCUUGCUGAAAGGUUUAACAUUUUGGUCAUUUUAUCAUCCCUUUUUGACUAUGCCCGAUUGGCAGACUGCUGCAGAGUAUGAGAAACGCAGAGCGAAUUUCUUCAAGGAGCUGGAAAUUGUGUUUGCUGAUGUGGCGAUGGCCAUAUGUGCAGAUUUCAUGCUUGUUUUCCUCCCUGCGCCUACCGUCUCUCUCAGACCAGCUCUGGCAGGAACUGCUGGACCUGUUGCAAGGUUCUUCUAUGGUUGCCCUGACAAUGCUUUCCCGACUGCUCUUGCUGGAACUUCGUAUUCGUUCGUGCAGAGACUAGGCUCAGUUGUGCGAAACGGAACAAAGCUCUUUGCUGUUGGCACUGCAUCUUCCCUGAUUGGGACAGUGGUAACAAAUGCCCUGAUCAAUGCAAAGAAGGCUGUGAACAGUACUGGUGAAGUUGAAAACGUGCCUAUACUCUCCACCAGUGUUGGCUAUGGUGUCUACAUGGCAGUCUCUAGCAACCUCAGGUACCAAAUAUUGGCUGGUGUUAUCGAACAACGAAUCUUGGAGCCUUUACUUCACCAACACAAGCUCAUGCUCAGUGCAAUCUGUUUCGCUGUUCGAACAGGCAACACUUACUUGGGCUCACUAUUGUGGGUGGAUUAUGCUCGCAUGAUCGGGAUCCAAAAGGCUCAAGAAGAGCAUAAUGAACUGGCUUAGGCAGAUGCAAGAGCUCAGAACCUUUUGUGGAACUUUUUUAGUUUGUUUGACCCCAUGUUAGUGUAGAACUAGAAUCAACACCCACGGCUACGCCGCGGGGACUUAAGUUGCAACAAUAUCAUCUUGUAAUAAGUAGUGAGAAGGUUGUGUAGGUGACUUGCAAUGGGAGCAACAUCACACUAAAAACAGUACUAAAAGAAUGCUCAAUUGUCUGCCUCAACUGGUUAAAUAUAUAUAGCGCUUGCACAUCACAGUAUGAGAAAAUGAGUUUUUGAAAGGAGAACUUAAUAUCCGCAACAACGAAAAGGAAGCAGAUACAGUGAGUAUAUUACAUUGAUUAGAUGACACAUGAAAGGGCAUCUUCCAACAAAGGAGAGCUUAAUUAUCAUCCGAAGCAAUACAUGAACUUCCCAUUAUAGCCUUAAAAUAACAUCUUCCAGAAAGCUUCUCAUUAAACUUGAUUUUGAAGU